Hirundo rustica (Barn swallow) is the source of this 1098-nucleotide messenger RNA. Its product is annotated as beta-1,3-galactosyltransferase 2-like. NCBI's taxonomy places the organism in Eukaryota, Metazoa, Chordata, Aves, Passeriformes, Hirundinidae. Gene Ontology annotation, cellular component: membrane. The record is from RefSeq and is a predicted model, not a curated record. Gene Ontology annotation, molecular function: N-acetyl-beta-D-glucosaminide beta-(1,3)-galactosyltransferase activity. The transcript has 2 exons. The coding region runs from base 1 to 1098 and encodes 365 amino acids.
AUGCCACGUUUCCAGGCACCGCUCCUCCUCAUCGCCGCCAGCAGGGCGCCCUUUGUCCGUCUGUCCGUCUGUCCCACGCCGGGGUGCAGCCAGAUCAAGCAUGAAGCUCCCGCCGAGCUGGCCGCCUGCUCUGCUGCCGCUGCCGCGGCUCUGGCCCUGCUGGGCCCUGCACUCGCAGCGCCCGCCGCCCUCUCCCUGGCGGCACCACCGCGGCGGCCGCCCCCAGCGCCCCACCCGCGCCCCGGCAACGCCAACGGCGCCCCCCGCGGCACCCGCUGCAGCCGCCGUACCCGUACACCCCUACCGCUUCUGCUCAACCACCCCGACAAGUGCCGGGAGCGGGCGCCGUUCCUGGUGCUGCUGGUGGUGACGUCCCCGGCGGACCUGGCCGCGCGCGACGCCGUGCGCCGCACCUGGGGCAACGAGAGCGCCGUGCCGGGGCUGAGCGUGCUGCGCCUCUUCCUGCUGGGCCGGCACCCCGUGUUCCACGCCGAGCUGCGCCCCGUGCUGCGCGAGGAGGACGAGCUGCACGGCGACCUGCUGCAGCAGGACUUCCUGGACACCUACAACAACCUGACGCUCAAGACGCUGAUGGGGCUGGAGUGGGUGAGCCGCUUCUGCCCCAACGCCACCUACGUGAUGAAGGCCGACCACGACGUCUUCCUCAACCUGGAGUUCCUGGCGCGGCUGCUGCGGCCGCCCAGGACGGAUUUCGCGACGGGAUACGUGUACCGCGGGACCGGGCCGCUGCGGAACCGCGCCUACAAGUGGUUCGUGCCGCGCGAGGUGUACCCCAACGACACCUACCCGCCCUACUGCGGCGGGCCCGGCUACGUGCUCUCGGGGGACCUGGCGCUGCGCGUCUUCGGCGCGGCGCAGACGCUGCCCCUCAUCAACAUGGAGGACGCCUUCGUGGGCAUCUGCCUGCACGCGCUGGGCGUGGCGGUGACCGACCCGCCGCCCGGCGCCUUCAGCAUGUACCGCCUGGGCUACGACAAGUGCCGCUUCUCGCGCCUCGCCAUGGUGCACCACUACAGCCCCCAGGACCUGCUCCGGGUGUGGCCGCACUUCCGCGACGCGCCCGUGGAGUGCCGCUAG